Molecule: messenger RNA, 514 nt
Organism: Acinonyx jubatus (cheetah)
Lineage: Eukaryota; Metazoa; Chordata; Mammalia; Carnivora; Felidae
Product: histone H2A-Bbd type 2/3
Exons: 1
Coding region: 58-399 (113 amino acids)
Cellular component (GO): nucleosome
Molecular function (GO): DNA binding; structural constituent of chromatin; protein heterodimerization activity
Source: RefSeq, a predicted model, not a curated record
UUCCCGCAGCGCACGCCAGACCGAGGCCCGUCCGAGAAAGCGCAGCCGAGGCCCAGCAUGCCUGUGAGGAGGAGCCGUCGAGGGUCGUCCAGUGGCCAGAGCCGGGUCCGCUCCCACACUGCCCCAGCCGAGUUGACGUUCUCCGUGAGCCACGUGGAGCGCCUCCUGCGGGAGGGCCGCUACUCGCAGCGCCUGGGCGCGUCCGCCCCGAUCUUCCUAGCGGCCGUCAUCCAGUCCCUGACGGCCAAGGUCCUGGAGCUGGCCGGCAUCGAGGCCCGGAACAGCGGCAGGAGGCUCAUCACCCCGGGUGUCGUGGACAUGGUGGUCCACAACCACCCGCUGCUCAGCGCCUUCUUCCAGUCCACCAUCAUCUCCCAGGCGGUCCCGGGCUGGAACUAGCUGUCCCACGCGACGUGGGGUCCGGCGGGCGCCAGGCCUACUCGUGGCCGGGGUGGGCCCCGGCCGGCCUGGUGCCUCAGGCAGUCACUGAAAGCCAAUAAAGUGUUUGGAGAAA